AUGAGUAACAGCGAGCUUCUCUCCGUCGAGCCUCUGGACCUUCAAUUCCCUUUUGAAUUGAAGAAGCAGAUCUCUUGUUCUCUUUACUUGACGAACAAGACCGACAAUAAUGUGGCCUUUAAGGUUAAGACUACGAAUCCGAAAAAGUAUUGCGUUAGGCCUAACACUGGAGUUGUUCUUCCAAGGUCUACUUGUGAAGUUCUUGUGACUAUGCAAGCUCAAAAGGAAGCUCCUUCUGAUAUGCAGUGCAAGGACAAGUUUCUGCUUCAAGGUGUAAUUGCUACUCCUGGAAUCACGGCAAAAGAAGUUACUCCUGAGAUGUUUAGCAAAGAGGCUGGGCAUUUGGUUGAGGAGACUAAACUGAGAGUUACUUAUGUUGCUCCACCACGACCACCAUCACCGGUUCAUGAAGGUUCAGAAGAGGGUUCUUCACCAAGGGCUUCGGUUUCAGAUAACGGACAUACUUCUGAAUUUUCUUUUCAGAGAUUUAGCGCGGACAAGGUUGAACCUCAAGAAAACACAUCUGAGGCAAGGGCUCUCAUCACGAAGCUAACCGAGGAAAAACAGUCUGCCAUGCAGCUGAACAACAGACUUCAAAGAGAAUUGGAACAAUUGAAGCGUGAAAGCAAGAGAAGCCAAAGUGGUAUCCCUUUCAUGUACAAACCUGUACCACUCUCAUUGAGCUCUCUCUGUUCAUGUCCUUGUCGCUCCACUCCAAGAAAAUCUCUAAUUCUUCCACAUUUCUCUGAGAAGAACUCGAAUUUGCGUCUCUUUGAUUCCAAAUCACUGUCUCGUUCUCGAUUUAGUGGGAUUCCAGUUAACCGGCGUGUAAUUACAUCUGUUGCUCGAGUUGAAUCAGAUCAGCUUGGUGAUGAUGGUAACUCGAAGGAGGGACACGAAAGAGAUCAAGAAUUGAAAAAUGUGGAAGAAGAUUUGAGCGUAGAUCAACAAGAGCAGAAAUCCAGAAGCCAGUUUAAGAAAAGAGUAGUAUUCGGUCUAGGAAUCGGAUUGUCUGUAGGAGGUGUUGUAUUAGCUGGAGGAUGGGUUUUCACAGUAGCAUUAGCAGCUGCGGUUCUUCUAAGUGCCCGAGAAUAUUUCGAGUUAGUGAGAAGUAAAGGAAUUGCUCAAGGAAUGACACCUCCUCCACGAUAUCUAUCUAGAGUCUGCUCGGUUAUAUGUGCUCUUAUGCCUAUACUUACAUUGUAUUUUGGUCAUAUAGAUAUCUCGGUGACAUCAGCGGCUUUUGUUGUUGCAAUGGUAUUGUUGUUACAGAGAGGAAACCCACGUUUUUCUCAGCUUAGUAGUACUAUGUUCGGGCUGUUUUACUGUGGAUAUCUUCCUUGUUUUUGGGUUAAGCUACGGUGUGGUCUUACUGCUCCUGUUCUAAACGCCGGAAUUGGAAGAAGCUGGCCAAUCGUCCUCGGUGGCCAAGCACAUUGGACAGUUGGACUUGUUGCAAUAUUGAUUUCAUUUUGCGGUAUAAUUGCCUCAGACACAUUCGCUUUUCUCGGUGGCAAGGCAUUUGGUAAGACUCCUCUUACUAGCAUUAGUCCAAAGAAGACAUGGGAGGGAGCUCUUGCAGGGCUUGUUGGUUGUAUUGUCAUUACCAUUUUACUCUCCAAAUCUUUGUCCUGGCCUCAAUCUCUUUUCAGCACAAUUGCGUUUGGGAUUCUUAACUUCUUCGGAUCGGUCUUUGGUGACUUAACCGAGUCAAUGAUCAAACGAGAUGCGGGUGUCAAAGACUCCGGCUCACUCAUCCCUGGACACGGUGGAAUAUUGGACAGAGUUGAUAGUUACAUAUUCACUGGUGCAUUAGCCUACUCCUUCGUAAGACUUCAUGGAGUUUGA
Molecule: messenger RNA, 1848 nt
Organism: Arabis nemorensis
Lineage: Eukaryota; Viridiplantae; Streptophyta; Magnoliopsida; Brassicales; Brassicaceae
Source: the annotation of a GenBank genome assembly